CAUCAUUUUCUGCUCAUAUUUAUUAUUUCACACAUUAUAGCCAAUACCCCAGUUACAAAUUCAACUUCAUUACCGCAUUGUCAAAAAUCUGUUCGAUAAUCUACAGAGAUCUAGUGAGGACGCAACAAGAUGAUCAAGUUUGCUUUUCUGUGCUUGGCGAUGAGCAUAGCAAUCGUUGAAGCUUUGGGUGGGAAGGCGUAUCAUGUUGCGACGGUCAAAAUUGCAGAUCACGAUUACAAAAUUUUCGAUUGUACACCUUUUAUCCAGAGCAAUACAAAAACUAAGGAAAAUGAUAGCGACAUUAUAAAUGCUGAUCCAGAAAUGAAGGAAGACGGUAGCAAUAUUUUCAAGAAUGAUGCGCAAAAUGAGGAAAACGGUAACAAUAUCAUGAAGAAAGGUGCAGAAACUGCCACGCAGAGUCAUCCAGAAAUUGAGGAAAUUGGUAGUAAUAUUGAUCCAGAAACUGAGGAACACGGUAGCGACAUUAUCAAGAACAAAACAGGAACUGAGGAGACUCCUUCGGAAGACAAACAAGAUAAGAAAUCGCCGUAUACUUGGGUGCAAUUCGCGAAUACAGUUCCUCAAACCGAGCUACAAAUUUACAAUCCAUCCAGAGGGAAGGUGGUCAAUUUGGUAACAAGUCCAAACGACCAUUGCAAUAUAGGAAUUUUGGAAGAGCAACCCUGGAUAGUGGCCACCUCUCGAAAACUUUCUUGGGGACACAUGCCGGCUUUCCCACCAUUAAACGAGGAAAUUAAGGAGAGAGUAAUGGAAUAUUUCAAGGAACAUUUGGCCACAGGGCAGCAAAAUAAAGUUUCAGAAGAGCAGGUCGAGGUGAAAUUAAUGAAAGGAAUUUCUCCAGAGGGAACUGUGGCUAAUGGAAAUUUACCAGAAGAAGAAAUGACUUGGCUGGAAGAAUAUCAGCCAGAACAAGCUCUGCAAAAAUCACCUGAAAAAGCUCAAAAAGAAGAGGAUCCACAGGAAAAAGAUCCUCAACAGGAAGAAGCUCCUCAACAGGAAGAACAUUUUGAGGAAAAAGCUGAGAAUAAAGGAACUGGGCAUCAAGGAGUAGUUCAAGGAAGAGAUCCGUCAGAAGAACAUCGGGUGGAAGCUGCCCGGAUUCAAGAAGUGCUUGUGGGAAAAGACAAGUCAAAACCGCACCGAAGACAAUUAUUGGAAUGUUUUCCCUUCUUGAGAUGUGGGAAAAGAGAUUCAGCAACUCUUGAGUAA
This is a messenger RNA of Puccinia graminis f. sp. tritici CRL 75-36-700-3, 1230 nucleotides long. RefSeq lists its product as uncharacterized. NCBI's taxonomy places the organism in Eukaryota, Fungi, Basidiomycota, Pucciniomycetes, Pucciniales, Pucciniaceae. The record is from RefSeq and is a predicted model, not a curated record. The transcript is spliced from 2 exons. Bases 130 to 1230 code for a protein of 366 amino acids.